This is a messenger RNA of Physella acuta, 4640 nucleotides long. Its product is annotated as cleavage and polyadenylation specificity factor subunit 1. Gene Ontology annotation, molecular function: protein binding; nucleic acid binding. Gene Ontology annotation, cellular component: nucleus. NCBI's taxonomy places the organism in Eukaryota, Metazoa, Mollusca, Gastropoda, Physidae. The record is from RefSeq and is a predicted model, not a curated record.
GUGGCUUCCCCUGAAUCUGCUAUAAGUUUACAUGAAAACAAACUUAAACAAGAUGUCUGCUAUAGUAAAUGAGCAUGGUUGCAUCUGUUGGAAACAUUGCUAGUCUUCAUUUAUUACUGAAAAGUUUUAAUUCAAUAGUUUAAAAACAGAUUCAUAGUGGUCAACUUUUUAGACUAGCAGAAUCAUGCAUUGCAUGUACAAGCAAAUCCAUCCACCAACUGGAAUAGAAAAUUGUGUCUAUGCACAUUUUUUUAACUGGGAAGAAAAAAAUCUGAUUGUAGCUGGUGUGAACCAUUUACAUGUCUAUAGACUGAAUUCAGAGCCUGAGCUUGUAUCUCCAGAUGGAUUACUUAUCACACAAGAUGAAAAAGCAGAUUUGAAAACACGUCUUGAAUGUUUAGCAUCUUACAGUGUCCAUGGAAAUAUACAAUCCCUUGCUGCAGUUAAGCUGGCAGGGGCAAACAGAGAUGUUUUGCUACUCAGCUUUUUAGACGCUAAACUGUCUGUAGUUGAAUAUGAUCCCAGCACACAUGACUUAAAGACCUGUUCAUUACAUCAGUUUGAAGAACCUGAAUUAAAGGGUGGCUAUAGCAGCAACACUCAUCUACCUCUUGUACGAACUGACCCUGAUGGCCGUUGUGCCGGAAUGUUAAUUUAUGGAACACAUUUGGUCGUGUUGCCAUUUAGAAAAGAUGCUUUGUUAGAUGAUCUUGAUUCCGUUUCUGGUCUGGUUGGAAAAUCCCCAAUUAUGUCGUCUUAUACAAUUGACCUACGUAAAAUGGAUGAAAAGAUUAUAAAUAUAUUAGACAUCCAGUUUCUCCAUGGUUACUUUGAGCCAACAGUUUUUAUUUUAUAUGAACCUUUAGCCACGUGGUCAGGACGCACAGCAGUAAGAACUGACACUUGUGCCAUUGUUGCCAUUUCAUUAAAUAUUCAACAAAAAGUGCAUCCAAUUAUUUGGUCUCAAUCAAGCUUGCCUUUUGAUUGUUUUAGUGUUGCUCCAAUACCUAAGCCUAUUGGUGGGGUUUUAAUAUUUGCUGUAAAUUCCCUUCUGUAUCUCAAUCAAAGUGUUCCACCCUUUGGAGUGUCUUUAAAUAGCAUUGCAGAUGCUUCAUCAGCAUAUCCAUUAAAGCUUCAAGAAAAUGUUUUAUGCACGUUAGACUGUGCUCGUUUUGCUCUUAUAUCCAGUGACAGGCUUGUGUUGUCUCUUAAAGGUGGAGAAUUGUAUGUUCUUACUCUUGUUGUGGACGGCAUGAGAUGUGUGAGAGAAUUCCACUUUGACCGUGCUGCCUCUAGUGUUUUAACCACAUGUAUGUGUGUUUGUGGAGAUGGGUACUUGUUUUUAGGAUCCCGACUAGGAAAUUCUCUCCUAUUGAAGUACACAGAAAAGUCUUCUGGGACUGUGAUUCAAGCAGAUGAGAAAAGAUCAGGUGUUUCAGCAAUAAAAAAGAGGAGGGUUGAGGGUCUGGAACAAUUAGCUUCAGACGUGUCAGAAAUUGAAAAUGUUGAUGAACUUGAAGUUUAUGGAGCUACAGAUAACCAACCUGGUACUAUGAUAGCAUCCUACUCCUUUGAGGUGUGUGACAAUAUCUGGAAUAUUGCCCCAUGUGGACAAGUUGCAAUGGGAGAGCCUGCUUUUUUAUCAGAAGAAUACAGUUCACACUCAGACCCUGACUUGGAGUUGGUCACUACCUCUGGUCAUGGUAAAAAUGGAGCCAUUUCUGUACUUCAGCACAGUAUUCGCCCUCAAGUUGUAACAACAUUUUCCUUGUCUGGAUGCAUUGACAUGUGGACAGUCCAUUCUCAACCAGAAGCCACAGAAGAUGAGGAGGAAGGUGCAGAGUCUAAAGCUACAGAGAAUGAAAGUAGCAGCAUUGUAGGAGGACAUGCCUUUCUGGUGCUCAGUAGGCGAGAGUCUAGCAUGGUUCUACAGACAGGUUCAGAGAUCAAUGAACUUGACCACAGUGGUUUCAGCACUCAAACAGCUACAGUUUUUGUUGGCAACAUUGGGAACAAACGUUACAUCUUACAAGUUUCCCCAGCUUCCAUAAGGUUGCUUGAAGGAACGAAACAAAUCCAGCACAUUCCUGUUGAUCUUGGCUCUUCCAUACAAAGUUGCUCUGUGUGUGAUCCUCACGUUGUCAUAAUGGGUGUAGAAGGACAGCUCAUGAUGUUUACUUUAAAAGAUGACCGUCUGGUAGCUGGUGCUAGAUUGUCAGCUAGCAAAUUGAAUGUUUCGUUGAAACCUCGUAUACUAGCCAUGACAACGUACAAAGAUUACAGUGGCUUGUUUACAACUGAAAGUCUGAAGACAGAGGAUUUAGCAAACAAGAUAGAAAAAGUUAAACCAGCAGAAAAAGCCCCUGUUUUUAAACCUGAUGAAAUGGAUGAUGAAGAUGAAAUGUUGUAUGGGGACAUCACUGUGUUAACCACUCCUGAGAAAAAAGAAGAACCAGACACCAGUGAAACAUAUGUAAAGCCCUCCAGAAAAGAAAUAAAGAUAAGCUGUUGGUUACUGGUGUCUAGAGAAAAUGGAUCAUUGGAGAUAUACAGUUUGCCUGAGUGUAAGCUAGUUUACACAGUUAAAAGCUUCCCACUGGGACAAAGAACCCUAGUUGACAGUGGUCCUUCAUUUGAUCCCACUAAAUCAGUUUCUACCUCAGACAAACAACAGAAUGCUGGAGAGAUGCCCACAGUUAAAGAAAUUCAGCUGUUUGGCUUAGGUCAUAAUAAAUCUCGUCCCUAUCUUUUUGCAAGAGUGGAUGAAGAUCUGCUGAUUUAUGAAGUUUUUCCAAGAGUACCCAGUGCAGCUGAUGUACAAAUGACUGGUGACCAUCUGAAGAUAAGAUUUAAAAAAGUGGCUCAUGACUUAAUUCUUAGGGAAAAGCUGCUACAUGCCACAAGGAAAGGGGAAGAUGAGGAGGAGCCACCUGAUGAGAACACACCCCCUGAUCACAUUCAACAGCUCAGAUACUUUGAGGACAUCUCAGGCUACACUGGUGUUUUUAUUUGUGGUCCAUAUCCACAUUGGAUAUUCAUGACAAGCAAAGGUUCUUUAAGAAUUCAUCCGAUGGGGAUAGACGGUUGGGUUACCUGCUUCACUUCAUUUCAUAAUGUCAACUGUCCAAAAGGUUUUCUCUACUUCAACAGAAAGUCUGACAUGUGUAUUUGUGUCCUACCAACACAUGUUACAUAUGAUGCUCCAUGGCCCAUCCGCAAGGUACCCCUAAGGUGUACGCCCCAUUAUAUCACUUACCACAGUGAUAGUAAGCUGUAUGCUGUAGUGACAAGCAUAGAAGAAAACACAAAUAAAUUUCCACGUCUCAUGUCAGAUGAUAGAGAGUGGGACUAUGUUGAAAGAAAUGAAAGAUUUGUCUACCCUAACAUGAGCAAAUACACAGUGCAGCUCUUCACCCCCAGCACAUGGGAGGUUAUUCCAGACACCAGGUAUGAUUGUGAAGACUGGGAACACAUCACCUGUUUAGAAAAUGCGCAGCUAAAAUCUGAAGGAACCAUAUCAGGUUUAAAAGGUUUUGUUACCAUGGGUACAGCCUACUGUAUGGGGGAAGAUGUUGUUGCACGAGGAAGAAUAAUAAUUUUGGAUGUUAUUGAGGUUGUCCCAGAACCUGGACAGCCCCUGACCAAAAAUAAAAUCAAGGUUGUUUAUGAUAAAGAACAGAAGGGUCCAGUGUCAGCCAUCUCAUACCUCAAUGGUCUACUAGUGACAGCUAUAGGACAAAAGAUUUACAUAUGGUCUUUAAAAGAUGAUGAUCUCUCAGGUGUGGCUUUCAUAGACUCCUUGAUCUAUAUUCAUUCCCUUCAUGUCAUUAAAAACAUCAUCAUAGCCGCAGACGUCCUCAAAAGUAUUGCUCUCUACAGAUUUCAGGAGGACCUCCGUGUUCUGUCUUUUGUCAGCCGGGACAUCAAACCACUGGAGACUUAUGCUGCAGAGUUUAUGGUGGAUGGGGAAACUCUCAAUUUUGCAGUGACAGAUCGCAACAAAAAUGUUGUAAUUUUGGCAUACUUACCCGAAGUGAGAGAAAGCUAUGGUGGCAACCGGUUAUUAAGGAGAGCAGAUUUUAACAUUGGUAGCCAUGUCAACACCAUGUUUAGGGUCAGAUGUAAACUAGAGGACCCAUCUUCUAACAAGAAAAAUGCUGCAGCUUUAGAACAUCGGCAUGUCACAUAUUUUGCAAGUCUUGAUGGUAGCAUAGGAUACUUGUUGCCUAUACCAGAGAAAGUGUUCAGACGCCAGCAGAUGUUACAGGGGUCAAUGAUCUCCCAGCUGCCCAGUCCAGCUGGACUCAACCCAAAAGCUUACAGAACAUUUAAAAGUAGCCGAGUGGACACGAGCAAUCCUUUAAGAAACAUUUUGGAUGGUGAGCUUUGUUGGAAAUUUUUGUACCUCUCUGCAAUGGAGAAAAUAGAAGUGGCCAGGAAAAUUGGUACAACUGUAGAUCAGUUGACAGAUGAUCUGAUGGAGUUUGACCGUCUGACUGCUCAUUUUUAACAGCUGUUCAUCACCAGAGAAAGCCCUUGUUGUUUUGUAUUGACUGUAUUACUUUAUGUUAUGACUGAGCAUGUUGUUCACCUAUUCUUCUGCUUGAUUUUAUGAUAAAAAUAAAUCAUUUUAUAAAGUU